Lycium barbarum (goji berry) is the source of this 456-nucleotide messenger RNA. RefSeq lists its product as uncharacterized. The record is from RefSeq and is a predicted model, not a curated record. Bases 1 to 456 code for a protein of 151 amino acids. Lineage: Eukaryota; Viridiplantae; Streptophyta; Magnoliopsida; Solanales; Solanaceae. The transcript is spliced from 3 exons.
AUGGACUUUUAUGCUGAUGUUGUUAUCUUCACAUGGUAUCAGAGCAGGUUUCUGGUGUUGAUUAUCGGGUUUAUUGAUUAUACAUGUGUUAGACCUACUGAGGAUUCUCCUCAGAUUAGACAAUGGGACAGGUGUAACAAUUUGGUUAUUUCAUGGCUUACCAACUCUUUAACCCCAGACAUUGCUGAAAGUGUUCAACAUUCUGACACUGCUGAGAGUAUUUGGAAACAAUUGAAUAACAAAUAUGGUAUUGUUAGUGGUACAAAGGUUUUUGAAAUAAAAAAGGAGCUAGCCUCCACUUCUCAAGGGUGCUUGAACAUAACUUCAUAUUUUAACAAGUUAAAGAAACUGUGGGAUGAGCUUAGGUUUAUGUGUGUGUCUAAGGGCAGUAGUUCUUGCACUUGUGAUGCUAAGGCUGAACUUAAGAAGGAAGAUGAGGAAAACAGGUUGCAUUAG